AGGAUUUGUAUCAUAUUCAAAUCAAAUUCAUGUCACCUUCUUCAAUUUUCUCUGCAAAUACUUCAACAGAAUCUAGUAAAAAUCAAAACCCAAAUUCCAAAAUGGAACAAGCUUUCAAAAGAACCCAAAUUCUCACCAAUCAUCUGCUCCAAUCCGCCCCAUCAUCCCAAACCCUUUCUUCAAACGCUUGUUUAAGCUACUCACCGCCUGAACUUUCCGAGAACUAUGCGUUUGACAUUAAGGAUAUGAGGAAGUUGAUUGACCGGCACAACCUGGAGGAACGGGAUUGGUUGUUCGGGUUGAUGAAACAAAGCAAGUUGUUCAACCCGAAGGUUAGGGGAGGGAAGGUGUUCGUUUCGCCGGACUAUAACCAGUCGAUGGAGCAGCAACGGGAGAUGACGUUGAAACGAAUUGAGUAUUUGCUUGAAAAGGGGGCGUUUAAAGGAUGGUUAACGGAGAAGGGGGAAGAUAUUGAGAUGAGGAAAUUUGCUGGCUUUGAGGUUUGCAGUAUCUAUGAUCAUUCCCUCUUCACUAAGCUCGGGGUUCACUUCUUCUUGUGGGGAGGUGCCAUCCAAUUUUUUGGUACAAAACAUCAUCAUGACAAGUGGCUGAGGGACACCGAGAAUUACUCGAUCAAGGGUUGCUUUGCAAUGACAGAGUUGGGGCAUGGAAGUAAUGUUCGUGGUCUUGAAACAGUAACGACUUAUGAUUCGAAUACAGGGGAGUUUGUCAUUAAUACGCCUUGCGAAUCGGCUCAGAAGUAUUGGAUUGGUGGGGCAGCCAAUCAUGCGACGCAUACGGUUGUGUUUUCACAGCUACAUAUCAAUGGAACAAAUCAAGGGGUUCAUGCGUUUAUAGUCCAAAUCAGGGAUGCUGAUGGUAACAUAUGUCCAAACAUUCGUAUUGUUGAUUGUGGUCACAAAAUUGGUUUAAAUGGUGUUGAUAAUGGUCGAAUCUGGUUUGACAAUGUUCGAGUUCCCAGAGAGAACCUGUUGAAUUCGGUUGCUGAUGUUUCACCUGAUGGGAAAUAUCUAAGUUCAAUAGAAAACCCGGAUCAGAGAUUUGCUGCAUUCAUGGCCCCUUUGACUGUAGGUCGUGUUAAUAUUGCUAUUUCUUCGGUUUAUCAAUCAAAGGUUGCUUUAGCAACUUCCAUUAGGUAUGCACUAACAAGGCGGGCAUUUUCUCUCAAACAAAACGAACCUGAGGUCUUAUUGCUAGAUUACCCAAGUCAUCAACGCCGACUCUUCCCUCUUGUUGCAAAGACCUAUGCUAUGAGUUUCGCAGCAAACUACUUGAAAAUGCUGUAUGUGAAGAGGACACCUCAGUCAAACAAAACCAUACAUAUAGUUUCAAGUUCAUUCAAAGCUACUUUUACUUGGAAUAACAUGCAAAUACUUCAGGAAUGUCGUGAAGCUUGCGGAGGACAAGGAUUAAAGACCGAGAAUCGUGUUGGUCAGCUGAAAGGUGAAUAUGAUGUGCAAUCCACUUUUGAGGGUGACAAUCUUAUUCUGAUGCAGCAGGUCAGCAAGGCUCUUUUUGCUGAAUACAUGGCAGCUCAGAAAAGAAACAAGGUUUUCAAGGGUCUGGGCUUAGAACACAUGAAUAAACCUUGCCCUGUUAUUCCAUUACAGCUUACUAGCACUACCCUCCGGUGCAGUCAAUUCCAGAUGGAUGCCUUGUGCUUAAGGGAAAGGGAUCUUUUGAAUCGUUUUGUUGCGGAUGUCUCAAAAUGUAAAGCCAAGGGAGAAAGUAACGAGCAGGCCUUCAUGAUGUGUUAUGAGCUGGCACAGGAUUUAGGAAAGGCUUUCUCAGAUCGAGCAAUAUUUCAAACGUUUGUCGAUGCAGAAACAACUCUACCUGCUGGUUCAUUGAAGGAUGUCUUGGGUACAUUGAGAUCAUUAUAUGCCUUGAUAUGUAUCGAAGAUGUUUCGUUUCUGCAAUAUGGGUACCUUUCAGUGGACAAUGGUGCCAAUGUGAGGAGAGAAAUAACAAAACUCUGCACUGAACUUCGACCUCAUGCACUUGCUUUAGUCAGUUCCUUCGGCAUCCCCGAUGCCUUUCUCGGCCCCAUAGCUUUUAAUUGGAUUGAAGCAAACGCUUGGUCUUCGGUUUAAGCACUGGUAUGGAUCUUAUACAAUCAAUUUGAGUUACUGUUUAUAUUUGAAGCAUUAACGAUGAUGUAUAAUUCCGUGAAUCGGAGGAUGACUUUAAAUAAUGUACCAUCAUCUGGUUCUUUAGUUUUUGUGGUACACUGUCAAUAAUUCAAAUAUACCUUCUUCUUUUUUGCGGAUAAA
Messenger RNA from Gossypium raimondii (Peruvian cotton), 2294 nucleotides. Its product is annotated as acyl-coenzyme A oxidase 3, peroxisomal. The transcript is spliced from 13 exons. The coding region runs from base 30 to 2114 and encodes 694 amino acids. The record is from RefSeq and is a predicted model, not a curated record. Gene Ontology annotation, molecular function: acyl-CoA oxidase activity; fatty acid binding; FAD binding. Gene Ontology annotation, biological process: fatty acid beta-oxidation using acyl-CoA oxidase; lipid homeostasis. Lineage: Eukaryota; Viridiplantae; Streptophyta; Magnoliopsida; Malvales; Malvaceae. Gene Ontology annotation, cellular component: peroxisome.